This is a messenger RNA of Anguilla anguilla (European eel), 5482 nucleotides long. RefSeq names its product small G protein signaling modulator 2 (gene sgsm2). The transcript has 24 exons. NCBI's taxonomy places the organism in Eukaryota, Metazoa, Chordata, Actinopteri, Anguilliformes, Anguillidae. The record is from RefSeq and is a predicted model, not a curated record. Bases 505 to 3675 code for a protein of 1056 amino acids. Gene Ontology annotation, molecular function: GTPase activator activity.
UCCGGACAUAUCUGUCAUGCUUCGGCGUCCUGUUCCUGUGGGAGUAAGCGGUCAACAUGCAGCUUGGGCGUGUUUGUGUGUAACAAAGGCGGUGUAAAACAGUUGAGCGCACUCUGAUGCACAUACAAGCAUUGAAGAACAUCAGCAAACUGCAAAAUUGCUUUUUUUCCCCGCAAGAAGAUGUGUGCUAAAAAUAAGCGACUGUCAAUGGCGAGAUACUUUCAAGCGUGAGGCGCGUGGAGUGAUUUAGCCCAUUGAUCGACAAUGGGAAGGAGGCGGAUCCGGCUCUAGUGGCGUCAUUCUGAGGGAUCUGAAGAUGGCUCCUCUAUACGCGUAUCUGGCACACAGCUGCGUCAACGCUCAGCUGUCAGAACACAUAUUGGUGUGAGUAGGAAGGGUUGAAAGUAGAAAUACAACGAGACUGACAGGCAGACCUCCGUCGCUUGAACUCACCUUUGAUCAGUGCGACACCGCCGCUCCAGCCGCCGCGCGCACGCCGGAGCCAUGGGGUCGACCACGGACGAAGAAUUUAAAGAGAAAUUGCUGUGGAAUGUGAAACGGGAGGUGAAGCAGCUCAUGGAAGAGGCUGUCACCAAGAAGUUUGUGCACGAGGACAGCAGCCACGUCAUUGCCCUCUGCAGUACGAUUGAGGCCUGUCUGGGGCACAUGCUGAAGCGACGGGCUGCAGGUUUUCUGCGCAGUGAUAAGAUCGCUGCUCUCUUCACUAAGAUGGGGAAGGUGAAUGAGACGGUGGGGGAGGUGUGCCGCAAGGUGCAGGAGCAGCUGCAGCAGCAAGCCGAGGCCACCAGGAGGAUGCAGAGCUCAGCUCAGGAGCCUUUGCGGCGGCAGGGAUCGGCCGCGGGUUCGAGUGCCGGGCGGGCCCUGCCCCCCCUCUCCGCCCAGGCCAUAAAGCACAUCUGGGUGCGGACGGCUCUCUUUGAAAAGGUUCUGGACAAAGUCGUCCAGAACAUUGUGGACAAUGCCAGUCAGUACUACGAGAAGGAAGCUCUGAUGCACGACUUGGUCUGUGGUCCCAUCCUGGCAGCUCUGCUGGUUGGGCCUUGUGCGCUGGAGUACACCAAGUUAAAAACCUCGGAUCACUUCUGGACCGACCCGUCAGCCAAUGAGCUGGUCCAGAGACACCGGAUCCACGGGGCCCACCGGGGCCAGGACCCCUCGCCCAGCAGGAGGCCCGCCCUGGGGAUCCGGAAGCGGCAGUCCAGCGGCAGCAUGUCGGAGGACAGGUUCGCUGCGUCGGCGCGUGAAUACGUGGAGUCGCUGCACCAGAACUCACGAACACACCUGCUCUACGGCAAGAACAACGUGCUGGUGCAGCCGAAGAAAGACAUGGAGGUUUUGCGGGGGUACCUCUCUCUCCACCAGGCGGGGGAGAACCUCACCCUCAAGUGGACCCCAAAUCAGCUGAUCAAUGGAACGCUGGGAGACUGCCACCUGGAGAACAGUAUAUACUGGGACUAUGCUCUGACUGUGCCUAUCCGCCAGAUCGUGUGCCUCCACUGUCAUCAGCGAGCGGACUCUGGGGGCACCCUGGUGCUGGUGAGCCAGGACGGCAUCCAGCGCCCCCCCUUGCACUUCCCCCCCGGGGGACACCUGCUGGCCUUCCUGUCCUGCCUGGAGAGCGGCCUGCUCCCCCGCGGGCAGCUGGAGCCCCCCCUCUGGUCCCAGCGGGGCAAGGGUAAGGUCUUCCCCAAGCUGAGGAAGAGGAACAGUACGGCCCGUCUUGGGGGGGAGGAGGUGGGGAGAGAGGAGGAGGUGGCUGCUGACUACGUCUUCCGCAUCGUCUACCCUGGCCACCGCCACGAGUCCAUCACUAUAAACUACCACCACACGACGGGCAGUCGCGCGCCCUCGCUGGACGACGACGAGGAGGAGGAAGAUAGACUUCACGCAAUGAUCUCAAUGAUCUGCUCGCGGAACCUCACAGACUCAAAUGCCAUGAAAGACCAUGGGGAGAUGCUGGAGGGACAGGCCUUUGGGGGAAGCCCGUUGUCAUGGCAGCAGGGAGAGUGCAGCAGCCACAUGUCGUCCUGCCUGUCCUGCUCCACCGGGGGCAGCAGUGCGUCUAUCGAGCUUCCCCCCGGCUGCACCUGCAUCCACGACCGGAUUCCUCUGAAGAUGCUGUGCCAGAACAUGAAGAGGCAGAUCGUCUCCAGGGCCUUUUACGGCUGGCUGGCGUACUGUCGGCACCUGUCCACCGUGCGCACGCACCUGUCAGCGCUGGUCAACCACAACAUCGUCCCGCCUGACAAGCCCUGCGAGGCGUCAGGCGGUCUGAGUAAGGACGUCUGGAGCAAGUACCAGAAGGACCGCAAGAACUAUAAAGAGCUGGAGCUCCUGCGAUUGGUGUACUACGGAGGGGUGGAGCACGAGAUCAGGAAAGAGGUGUGGCCUUUCCUGUUGGGCCAUUACAGGUUUGGCAUGAGCAAGAAGGACAUGACACAGAUCGAUGAGAAGAUCACGGCCAGGUAUGAACAGGUGAUGCGGGAGUGGAAGGCGUGUGAGGUCAUAGUGAAGCAGAGGGAGAAGGAGUCAACGUCGGCCAUCUUGGCCAAACUGUCCUCUGGGAGCAGCAUCGACAGCCACGUCCUGAGACUCAUCCACAGAGACUCCACUCUGAGCAACGAGGUGUUCAUGUCUGUGGAUGAGCCAGACGAGGCGGGGCGGAACGCGCCCGGGGGCGGGGCCGACACCUCCACGCUGGCGGCGGCGCUCGCCCCGGACGAGAGGCCGCUGGUGGAGUUCGACUCGCCCGACUCCGGCCUCCCCUCCUCGCGCAACUACUCGGUGGCUUCGGGCCACUCCCAGAUCCUCUCCAGCAUCGAGGACAGCCAGAGCAUGGAGGAGGAGCCGGGGGAGGAGCCGGGGGCGGAGCCAAGAGAACAGGGCCGACAGGACUCCCUGACCGAGGAGCGGCUCUGUAGCCAGCUGGACAGACUGGAGACCGGCAGUGAUACCAUGCCCGCGUCUUUCUCCUCAUACACGAUUGAGCUGCUGGACACUGUAGCUCUAAACCUCCACAGGAUCGACAAGGACGUCCAGCGCUGCGACCGCAAUUACUACUACUUCACCCCCGCCAACCUGGAGAAACUGCGCAAUAUCAUGUGCAGUUACGUGUGGGAGCACCUGCAGGUGGGGUAUGUCCAGGGCAUGUGUGACCUGCUGGCCCCGCUAAUGGUCAUUCUGGAAGAUGAAUGCCUUGCAUACAGCUGCUUCACCCAGUUGAUGAAGAGGAUGAGCCAGAACUUCCCCAGCGGGGGUGCCAUGGAUACUCAUUUUGCGAACAUGAGGUCGCUGAUACAGAUCCUGGACUCAGAGCUGUUUGAGCUGAUGCAGCAGAAUGGGGACUACACACACUUCUACUUCUGCUACCGCUGGUUCCUCCUGGACUUCAAACGAGAGAUGCUCUAUGAGGACGUGUUUUCGGUGUGGGAGGUGAUCUGGGUGGCUCCUCGGAUCUCUUCUCGGCACUUUGUCCUGUUCAUCGCCCUGGCGCUGGUGGAGGUGUACCGGGAGAUCAUCCGCGACAACAACAUGGACUUCACCGACAUCAUCAAGUUUUUCAACGAAAUGGCGGAGCGUCAUGACGUGCAGCGUAUUCUCCAGAUUGCUCGUGAGCUGGUGCACAAAGUCCAGACUCUGAUUGAGAACAAGUGAGCGGAGCUAGAAACAGUUGGGGGCGGAGCCAGGAGGGGUUGGGGGCGGAGCCAAGAAGAAGGGGAGGAAGAAACGAGUCCCUCAGUGACCACUCCCCACAGUCCCGCAUACCAGCUGCACUGACUGGCCGUCGUGCCACAGGGAUGGGUGGGCUGGAGUGGGCGGGGUUUGUCCAUGGUGGGCGGGGCCUCAGCCUGCUGGCUCUGGGUGUAUUUAACUUGCUCUUCACAGAAUGCCAUUGUGUCAGAGUCUGCAUGCAUGUGAGUUUGAGCACACUGUGACCUAGUUUUAACUUUUUAUGUAAAACAGACACACACACACGCACACAUACACACACAGCAUAUUUACUAGAUCGUUUUAGAUCAGUACAGUUUACAGGAACGAAUCGCGCCCAAUCUCACGGUCGACGGAGUCGUGUCUUUCCCGAAGGGUCGCCAGAAAGCACAGGCGAAGAGGAGGUUUGCGUGACAGAGCUCAGCCUGUUCAGAGCGGGAUCCAGUCCGAGCAGCACAGCUGCUGGAGCACCCCAGAGCCCGGCGUGGACGGCACGUCUGGUCCGAGCUCAGCACAGUACAGUUGCCAACGUGCUUCACGCCACUUCGCCACUGAAGCAAAGACAGGAAUUAUCCAGUUUUCUGUGACCAAAAGAACUGUGCCAAUUUCAGCAGCUUUUCAUGGUGUUUGUACGCGGAGCGUUUAAAAUGACCGAUUCAGCUUCCCUUUUUCUGCUCUUCGACAUCUCGGUUUGUCGGGGUGAAAAAUACAGACGUUGCCUUCAUGAAAAUACUCAACACUUAUAUCUGCUUUUUGCACUUUGAAGACAUUCCCUAACCUGCGUCAGUGAUCUCCUUUAAACAGAGAUGCAUAUGUGUGUGUUGUUACCGGGGAGGAGGGGCUUAACUCUGCACCCCCCGGAGACAAGACACAGGAGGGGAUUGAGGGAGGGGUUCAUUCCCCAGAAAGGAGGGCCAUCUGGACCAAUGAGAUGUGACCUGCUCUCCCACUGAAAAGCCACGCCCCUCUCCAUUUCUGCCUCCAGUCUGUUACUGUUACAUCUGGGAUAGACCAACAUCUGUGACCCAAAUGCCUGGUGUGUCUCUGAUUACACCUCUUAGCUCAUCUCUGUCAGCUAGGGUUCAUCCACUCAAUACAGGAACAGGAAAUAUGCAGGAAGAGGAAAUGGAAAUAUACAGGAAGUGUAAUGGGAAAUAUACAGGAAGAGGAAGUAUACAGGGAGUGUAAUGGGGAAAUAUACAGGAAGAGGAAUAGGAAAUAUGCAGGAAAAGGAAGUAUACAGGAAGUGUAAUGGGGAAAUAUGCAGGAAGAGGAAAGGUUGCAGAAGCUUUUGGCAGGAGCUUGUGUACCAAAGCCUUGUGGCAUGCACAUGUGCAAUUUAAACCAUCUCUUAAGACUGUUUACUAGGUGUAUUAAAUAUAUGACUGGCUGUUUCUAUUUCUACUGUGCAGAGUUCUUUAUCCCCCCUGUCUGUCUCUCCCACUGUACAGAGCGAAAGCCCAAUAUUUCUAUAACGGGACAGCGAUGGUGGCUAAUUUUAAAUUGUAUUUUUUACGCUGGUUUCGCGAGACCAGGACCCGGCCUGCACAUGGCACAUGCGUGGGAACCUUGAAUGUGUGCCGUUUGUUACGCGUUGACUGUUACGUGUCUCUUCAUUAGUGUGGUGCACUGACUUUUAUUUGACAAUUUUAGUUCUUAUUUGGAAACCAACAUUUGAAUGAUACAAAUAUGUAUUGUAAAGGAUAUAUCAUUUAUCUUGAAUGUAAUAUAUUAAUAAAAAAAGAUCUCAUUA